Humulus lupulus (European hop) is the source of this 1772-nucleotide messenger RNA. RefSeq names its product 3-hydroxyisobutyryl-CoA hydrolase-like protein 5. The record is from RefSeq and is a predicted model, not a curated record. Bases 271 to 1434 code for a protein of 387 amino acids. NCBI's taxonomy places the organism in Eukaryota, Viridiplantae, Streptophyta, Magnoliopsida, Rosales, Cannabaceae. Gene Ontology annotation, molecular function: 3-hydroxyisobutyryl-CoA hydrolase activity. Gene Ontology annotation, biological process: L-valine catabolic process. The transcript has 16 exons.
GUGGGAGUGGUAGUAGGUGGGUGGAGGAAGGAAAUCUCACUAGCUUUCCUAGUACCGAGCCUUUAGCCAUCUUCAUCCACCAACCUCACCAUCUGCUCUUCUUACAAACUAACUCUCUAUAAACCCACUUCAUUUCCAAUUCAACUAUAUUAAAGCUUUGAACUUUUAUUAACUUUCUUUAAUCCAUCUGUUUCGUUUUCAUUUGAAUCAUUUGAGUAGUAAUAGAAUUAUUUGUUUUGUGCACUGCUGAGAAGCCAAUUAAUCAUAUCAAUGGCACAAGAAAUUGGAAAGCCAAUUGAAGAGGUUGUUCUUGUAGAAGAAAUAGAGCAUGUGAGGUUAAUCACACUGAACCGACCACGCCAAUUGAAUGUCAUUUCAUCAAGAAUGGUUUCUCUGCUAGCAGAAUACUUGGAGAAGUGGGAGAAAGAUGACAAUGUAGAGCUUGUUUUAAUCAAGGGGGCAGGCCGAGCUUUUUCAGCUGGUGGAGAUCUGAAAAUGUUUUAUGAUGGCAAGACAGAAAAGGACUCCUGUCUGGAAGUGGUUUAUAGAAUGUAUUGGCUUUGCAAUCAUAUUCAUACAUACAAGAAAACCCAGGUUGCUCUUGCUCAUGGAAUAUCAAUGGGUGGAGGUGCAUCAUUAAUGGUCCCAUUGAAGUUCUCAGUUGUCACAGAAAAAACUGUCUUUUCCACUCCAGAAGCAAGUAUCGGGUUUCAUACUGAUUGUGGCUUCUCCUACAUACAUUCUCGUCUCCCUGGAAACCUUGGGGAGUAUUUGGCCUUGACUGGUGCAAGGUUAAAUGGUAAAGAAUUGGUCGCAAUUGGUCUGGCAACUCAUUUUGUUCCUUCUGAGAAAAUGCCUGAGCUAGAGAAGCGUUUGAUAAGCUUAAAUUCUGGCAAAGCCGAUGCAGUCAAAUCAGCAAUCGAAGUAUUUUCUGUGGAAGUUAAGCUUGAUGAUGAAAGUGUUCUAAACAAGCAGUCUAUUAUUGAUGAAUGCUUUUCCAAGGAUACUGUGGCUGAAAUCAUAGAAUCAUUUGAAGUAGAAGCUAAAAAAGAAGGAAAUGGAUGGAUAGGUCCCAUUCUAAAGGGAUUAAAAAGAUCGUCCCCGACUGGACUAAAAGUAACACUUAAAUCGAUCCGUGAAGGUAGGAAGCAAUCACUCUCAGAAUGUUUGAAGAAGGAAUUUAGACUAACAAUAAACAUAUUACGAGCCACCAUAUCUAAUGAUGUGUAUGAGGGUAUAAGGGCUCUGACCAUUGACAAAGAUAAUUCUCCCAAGUGGUCUCCACCAACUCUGGAUAAAGUAGAAGAAGGAAAAUUGGACCUUAUAUUUCAGGAGUUCGAAGAAAAAUUAGAGCUUCAGAUUCCAGAAAAAGAAUGCAGGUGGGAUGAGAAAUAUGAGAAUUCAACCUAUGCUUUAUCUAAGGCAUCGAAAUGAGCAAUAAAUCUCAUCAACAACAUGAACGUGCUCAUCCAAGUUCUUGUGCUUCUUGCAGGGUUGGUUUAUGUGUUUAUGUGACAGUUUUUUUUACCUCUUGUAGUGUAAAAGGACUCUAAUAAGUCACCAAUCUUUAGCUUUGUAACAUUUCAGUAAAAUAAAUGCUCAUUUGAUCACUAUGUGCAGAAGCAUAAAGAAGUGUGUUAUAUCAUAAAAUAAUAACUUGGAAUUGGAAAGAAUUAUGUGGCCAUUUCUUGAUCAGUAUGAUCUCCGCAAGUGUCAUUGUAAUCUCAGGCGUAUUUUAUUCAAAAAUAAAAAUUAGAUCAACUACAACUUCA